Molecule: messenger RNA, 2531 nt
Organism: Gambusia affinis (western mosquitofish)
Lineage: Eukaryota; Metazoa; Chordata; Actinopteri; Cyprinodontiformes; Poeciliidae
Gene: gfi1b
Product: growth factor independent 1B transcription repressor
Exons: 7
Coding region: 160-1146 (328 amino acids)
Cellular component (GO): nucleus
Source: RefSeq, a predicted model, not a curated record
GCAGAUGAUGCUUCUUACUCUGCUUUAACGCUUCUGCAACUUUUAGGAAACGGAUUUCUUUCUCUGUGUUUGUUUUGUUUUUGUUUUUUCCUGCGACGCAUUUUGGAUCUAUAAAGUUUAUCAUUAUUGUUUUAAUUCGGGCUCAAUUAACGAAACAACAUGCCGCGGUCAUUUCUGGUGAAAAACAAACGGUGCGCCUCUUAUAACAUCCACCGCAGUUAUGAAGAGGAGCAGCCGACGGAGUUUGAAGACCAGGAAGUCCCGUCGCAGCUGCAGAGCACAGACUCAUCAGAGGAGCCCCUGUCUGAGGGGCCCUCCCUGCCCGCAGACAGGUGCUCCCCUCCGCAGGAUUCAGAGCCGCAGUGUCCGGUACCUGCUCACCCAGAGCCGGCCAGCCCGCCGCGGGGCCCCUCACAGCCCUACUACCUAACAGAGCCCCACAUGGCCGAGUUCCCAUCUUACUACAAGCCUUCGUACGCCUGGGAGCCGGUGUCGUCGUCCUACAAGCUGCGGCAGCUGAGCUUCAGCCCCACGGUGCUGCAGCACGCCAGCAGCCUGUAUGGCGGCCACAUCAGCCGCAGUCCGCCGCCGCAGCAGCCGCUGGACUGCAGCACGCACUACUCCCCCACCUCCAACACCUACCACUGCAUCACCUGUGACAAAGUGUUCUCAACUUCUCAUGGACUGGAGGUUCAUGUCAGGCGGUCGCACAGCGGAAUGAGACCUUUUGGUUGCAGCAUCUGCAGGAAAACCUUUGGGCACACUGUGAGUCUGGAGCAACACAUGAACGUUCACUCCCAGGAAAAAAGUUUUGAGUGCAAGAUGUGCGGUAAAUCCUUCAAGCGCUCCUCCACGCUGUCCACUCACCUGCUCAUCCACUCCGACACCAGACCAUACCCCUGUCAGUACUGCGGGAAACGGUUCCAUCAGAAGUCGGACAUGAAGAAGCACACGUACAUCCACACGGGCGAAAAGCCGCACAAGUGCCAGGUUUGCGGCAAAGCGUUCAGCCAGAGCUCCAACCUGAUCACCCACAGCAGGAAGCACACGGGAUUCAAACCGUUUGGGUGCGACGUUUGCUCAAAGGGCUUCCAGAGAAAGGUGGAUCUGCGCCGGCAUCACGAGAGUCAGCACGGCAUGAAGUGAAGGCGCCCGAAUGUUUGUACAUAUUAGAUUUCUAUUAAAACAACAAGUGUCAGGUGUGCCUGGGAUGGUAGGACUUCCUCAGGCAAACUGAAAUGUAAUAUAUAGGAAUUCAUCUUUAAGUGUCUGUAUAAAUGUGAAAAAUUGGUAUAAUUUUGUAUUUAUAUUUCGGUCACUGCAAAAACACAAAAUAUCACCAAGUCUUGUAGUCUAGUUUCAAUUCAAAUAUCUAAUGUUACAAAUCAGAAGCCGCUUCGCCGUUACCUAGCAACCCCAGGGAAGACCGGCCCGUUACCUAGCAACCUCAGGGAAGACCGGCCCGUUACCUAGCAACCUCAGGGAAGACCGGCCCGUUACCUAGCAACCCCAACGGAACUCUUUGAAAAUCUUCGUGCAUUUGAAAUAAGACAAACUAACUUACAGGAGAUAGGAGCUGGAUUUGAGUCAAUAAUUCCUUAAUAAGUUAAAUAAAACAUUUUAACUUAUAGAAAAAGAUUAUUUAGAUUAUUUCACUUUGAACAGAGUUAAGGAGUAACUACUUACCUUUACUCAAGUAAAUUUUUUGGAAAAAAAUUACUUUUUAUUAUGCUGUACUUUUUACUUUUACUUGAGUAAUUUUAAUUAUGAAGUAUUUCUACUCUUAUUUGAGUAAAAUUUCUGGAUUUUCUACCCACUGAAUAAAAAAUAAACUAAAGAGUCACCAGACACAGACCUGCAGUUUUUGUUAAAACUUCAUAAGUUUUUUAUUGAAAGAAAAUGAUUUGGAAAACUGAUUUGUUAUUUUUUGUUAUCUAUAUGAAUUAUUGUCAUUUUGGUUCUUAAAAUACCAAAGUUUACACUUAAUUUUACAUUUUACAUGAUUAGGUAAUUUCUAAAUAUCAAAUGAUAAUUUGAUCACUUAGUACUUGAGUAACUUUUUACCAAAUACUUUUUUACUUUAACUUGAGUAGUUGAGUAAAAUAUGUUGAAGUAAUUAUACUCUGCUGACAUCUGAUUGCAAGUAUCUUAAAAGUAACUUUUUUUUAGCAAGAUUCAAGAGCCUAUUUUGAAUCUUGCUAAAUUGGCUUUUUAUUAACAAAAAAGUUUAUUAACUUUUUUGUUAAUAAAAAAGUUCCACUUGCAGAUUAUUUCACAUAUAAUAUUGGAAGAAUGUAAUAAUCUGCUGGUGGAGCUAAUCAUUUUUAGAAUCAGUAUUACAGAAUUAUUUACUUAAAUGAGUUCUUAUCUUGCUGAAAAUGACUUGGAAGUUAAUUUAGUCUUAUUUUAAAUGUACUUGAACUAGAAAUUACACAAACAUACUUGACAGUAUUUUGUAUUUUUGCAGUGUUUGAAUGAUUCAUGUUGUUGGGGAUAAUAAACGAAUUGAUAUAAAUUGCAAUCCUGGAAAA